AUGAAAAUCACACUUUCAUCACCAGUGUCCCUUCUCUGGGCCCUGGUGGCAUCCGCCGUUUCCCUACCCGCUCGAUCCAAUUCUUGGCAGCUAUUAGCUCCCAUCCCACUGGGUCCUCAGCAGGAAGAGAGCGUCGCAUCGAUCGGCAGCGACAUUUACAUCGUCGGCGGCAUCAACCUAGUCCCCGCAAACCGCACCACCAUACCCUCCGUGAGCUACAUGCAGGUCUACUCGACGGCCGCCAACACCUGGCGCCGCGUGGCCGACAUCCCCACGCCCGUCAACCACGCCAACAUGGCCUCCCUCGGCGGCAAGCUCUUCGUCCUCGGCGCCAUCGCCGGCCAGGGGGUCAACUACCCCAUCGCCAACAGCUACGCCUACGACCCGGCCACAGACGCCUGGUCGGCCCUGCCGCCGAUGCCCGCCGGCACCGAGCGCGGCGCCUCGGCCGUCGGCGUCUGGGGCGACAACAUCGUCAUCGCCGGCGGGCUCAACUACACCAACUUCCUCAACAGCGCGCAGACCACGGUGCCGUGGACGUCCAUGUUCAACACCCGCACGCUGCAGUGGGACACGGCGUUCCCCGACCUGCCGGACGGCGGGCGUGACCACUGCGGCGGCGUGGUGCUGGGCAACACGUUUUACGUGGUCGGCGGGCGCGUGAGCGGCGAGAAGAACGUCCGCGGGACGGUCCUGGCCAUGGACCUGAGCAAGGCGAAGCGGGAGUGGGUGGAGCUCAAGGGCAAGAUGCCCACGCCGAGGGGGUCCAUCUCUACGGCUCUGGUGAACGGCAAGGUCUACACGUUUGGAGGGGAGGGGAAUCCGGUGGGGAACGGCAUUUUUGAUAAUGUGGAGGUUUACGACGUCAAGUCUGACAGCUGGCAGGUUCUGCCGCCCAUGCCGAGGCCGCGUCACGGAACUGCCGCUGCUGUUGUGGACGGUCGCAUCUAUAUUCCUGGGGGUGCGGAUAAAGGAGGGGCCGGCGCUGUCGAUACUAACCAAAUGUUUAUUCCUUGA
This is a messenger RNA of Pyricularia oryzae 70-15, 1017 nucleotides long. RefSeq lists its product as uncharacterized. Gene Ontology annotation, molecular function: protein binding. The coding region runs from base 1 to 1017 and encodes 338 amino acids. The transcript has a single exon. Lineage: Eukaryota; Fungi; Ascomycota; Sordariomycetes; Magnaporthales; Pyriculariaceae. The record is from RefSeq and is a predicted model, not a curated record.